CGCUGCACUACGGACGUGACGGCGCCUUUUGCCAUUUGGAAACCAGAGCUGGAUAAUUGGCUGGUGUGCUAAAGUUAGGCCCGUCAAAGCGACGCGUGUCCUGUGGAAAGGACUGAGAAAGAAAAAAGUGCGCUGCUCAUGCAAAGUGUCCAAAAUCUGCCUUAAAUUGAAUAAUACUAAGCCGAGUUUGUACUAAAUGCCAAUUAUCGUGUGUGUCUGGGCUUAAUCCAAUUAACAAAAUGGGCCUCGAGUUUUUCUUCAAAUUUGGCUAUGCCUUUCUGACUAUUACGCUCAUUAUCAUGAUCUGGAUGUCCUUGGCACGGGCUUCGAUGUUCAGUCGUGAGAUGGAAGAGACGCGCUAUCCGCCCUGUACCUAUAAUGUGAUGUGCACAUGCUCCAAGUCUUCGACCGAUUUGGGCAUAGUGCAUUGCAAAAAUGUGCCAUUCCCUGCACUGCCGCGCAUGGUUAAUCAGUCUAAGGUUUUCAUGCUGCAUAUGGAGAAUACUGGCCUGCGAGAGAUCGAACCAUACUUUUUGCAAUCGACGGGGAUGUACCGUCUAAAGAUAUCCGGCAAUCACAUGACCGAAAUACCCGAUGAUGCCUUUACUGGCUUGGAGCGGUCACUCUGGGAGCUCAUACUGCCGCAAAAUGAUCUGGUCGAGAUACCCUCAAAGUCGUUACGCCACUUGCAAAAGCUUCGCCAUUUGGAUCUCGGAUAUAAUCACAUAACGCACAUACAGCAUGAUUCGUUUCGCGGCCUGGAGGACUCGCUGCAGACGCUGAUCUUGCGUGAGAACUGCAUCUCAAUGCUGCAGUCGCAUAGUUUCUCUGGCCUACUUAUUCUAGAGACAUUGGAUCUCAGUGGAAAUAAUUUAUUUGAGAUUGAUCCCACUGUCUUUGUCGAUGGCAUGCCUCGUCUGACGCGCCUUUUGCUCACGGACAACAUUCUAUCGGAAAUACCGUACGAUGCACUGGGACCGCUUAAAAGUCUGCGCACCCUGGACAUUUCACAUAACGUAAUCUGGUCGCUGAGUGGCAACGAGACCUACGACAUUAAGGCCAAUACAAAACUGAAUCUGGACAACUUGCAUUUGGAGUAUAAUCAUAUUGAUAUGCUGCCCCCAAAUUCUUUCAAGUACUUUGAUGUUGUAAAUCGCACAUUCUUUGAUGGCAACCCCAUACAUACAUUGAAGGAAGAUGCUUUCAAGCCGGCUCGCAUACGUGAAAUUUAUAUGCGCUACUGCGGCCUGACCAACAUAUCACCUGUAGCCUUCGACAGCCUGGUCAAUAGUUUGCAGAUUUUGGAUCUGUCCGGCAACAAUUUGACCAAACUGCAUCACAAGCUCUUCAAUAAUUUCGAUGUAUUGAGGGUCAUCAGCAUGCGGGACAAUAAAAUCAAAAUCCAGAAGCCCACCGAAACCUUCAAUGCUAUGCACUACACACUUCUCAAGCUGGAUCUUAGCGGGGAUCGCAAUGAUCCGACUAAUUUGCAGACGUUACGCAAUAUGACCAGAAUGCGGAACAUGCGCUCACUCUCGAUCUCCCGAAUGGGCUCCGCAUCAGUGGGGCCCGAGGACUUCAAGGACUUUGGUGUGGAGCUGGAGGACUUACAAAUAACGCGAGCUGGCCUCUCGGGCAUCCAAUCGCACGCCUUCAAGCAUGUGCGUGGCUUGAAGCGGCUCGAUUUUAGUGAGAACGGCAUCUCUAAUAUUGAAAAUGAUGCAUUCCAUGAGAUCGGUCACUCGCUUAUCUCGUUAAAAAUGUCGCACGGCUAUUCAGGCAGCGCUCUUCCUGCCGAGGCACUGCGUCAUCUGACAUCGCUGCAGGAGCUGGACUUUAGCAACAAUCACAUUAGCACGAUGAGCGAUACUAGCUUCCAUUUUCUGAAGAAUCUGCGUCUAUUGGAGCUGCAUGACAACCGUAUUGAGCAGGUGCUUAAGGGCACAUUCCAGGGAGAUAUACAUUCUAAGCUGGAAGAGAUUUCAUUGCGUUUCAAUCAAAUGACGCAGGUCUCACAACACACUUUCUUCGAUUUGGAAGCGUUGCGCAAGCUACAGCUGGAUGAUAACAAAAUUGACAAGGUGGAACGUAGGGCGUUCAUGAAUUUGGAUGAGCUGGAAUAUUUGAGUUUGCGCGGAAACAAGAUGAGCAAUUUGGCGGAGGAGUCUUUUCAGAAUCUGCCCAAGCUGGAAAUACUUGAUAUGGCCUUUAAUAAUUUGCCCAACUUCAACUUCGACUACUUCGAUCAGGUUGGCACGCUUUCCAACUUGAAUGUCAACGUGAGUCACAACCAGAUCAGACAGCUCAUGUACAACUCCUCGUGGAGUGGUCGCAACGAGCAUGGUGGAGUCUACCAUUCAAAUAUUAAAAUUCUGGAUCUGUCGCACAAUAAUAUCACGAUCAUACAUCCCGGCUACUUUAGGCCUGCGGAGAUCUCGCUGACGCAUUUGCAUUUGGGCUAUAACUCAUUAAUGAAUACCACCCGCGAUGUGUUUGGCAAUAUGCCACAUCUUCAGUGGCUUGACUUGAGCUACAACUGGAUACACGAACUAGACUUUGAUGCUUUCAAGAAUACCAAGCAACUGCAGCUAAUCUACUUUGCUCACAACUACUUGACCGACAUACCUCAGGACAUCUUUAAGCCUAUACAGUCUUUGCGGAUCGUGGACUUUUCGCACAAUCAUUUGCGUGGUCUGCCGGACAAUCUCUUCUACAAUGGUGGCAUGGAGAAAUUGGAUGUUUCCCAUAACAUGCUACUAAAGAUACCCUCGUCUUCUCUGUCGAGCUUGGCUGCCCUCACUCUCUGUGAACUGCAUCUGUCCAAUAACUUUAUAUCAACCAUUCAUAGCAUGGAUUUAUCCAACAAAUUUCGGUCCCUGCGGUAUCUAGACAUCUCCUACAACUACUUGCUUCGUAUUGACGAUGCCGUGUUCGCCACCAUGUCGAAAUUGGCCGUGCUUGAUCUUUCGCAUAAUCGUGAUCUCAAGGUUAUGGAUAAAUCGUUUAUGGGAUUGGAGAACUCGUUGAUUAAGUUGGGCUUGGAAAAUGUUUCGCUUAGCACUGUGCCUGAGAUACGCCUGAAGUAUUUGCGGGAGUUCCGUUUGGGUUACAAUGAGUUGCCAAGCAUACCGCAAGAGUUGGCCACAAACAUGACAAAUCUACGCAUGCUUGAUCUCUCCAACAACGAUCUGACAAAUGUGCCGCUAAUGACGCAAUCGCUGCCACAUCUGCGUCGACUUAUGCUUUCUGGAAAUCCAAUUACAUCCCUGAACAACAACAGCUUCGAUGGCGUGAAUGAGGAUCUAGAAAUGCUAGACAUUUCCAAUUUCCGCCUGCACUAUUUCGAAUAUGGAUGCCUCGACUCACUGCCCCAUCUGCGCUCACUCAAGCUAACAGCCUACUCUCAUAUGGAGCACUUUAAUAUUCCCCAUUUGCUGCGACAUCAUCACAACAUACGAGAACUAUGGAUUGAGGCCCCACAGCCAUUCACUCGCAUAGUUAAGAAGGGUUCGGGACCAACACAGGAAAUGCAAACGUUGCAGCUGGGCAUGCCAACGGAUCUGCAACGGGAGAUGGAAGGUCAUUUACCAUCAAAACUGACCAAUCUGACAUUCAGUGGACCACAGUUUACCAAUCUCAAUGAGCGCAUUCUGCGGGGCAUGCGUUCCCCCUAUUUAUAUAUGCAAUUGUUCAAUACAUCGCUGCAAGCGCUACCGCCGAACUUCUUCAAAAAUAUGGGACGUGUGCGCAAUAUCUCACUAGACAUUCGCUAUAAUAAUCGAAAUCUGAAGAAGAUUCCAAAUCCGAAUACAGGCUCCGUGCCAUAUUUGCCCAACAGCGUCUUCCUCACCGAUCUCAAAAUGUCUCACACAGAUUUGAAUUGCGACUGCGAUUUGGGAUGGGUAGAGUAUUGGCAACGCAAGCGCCGGCAGUACAUCUGCUCUUCGCAAACCUGGACCGACACCGUCUUCCGCACGUUUAUGAACUCGCCUUGUCAGGUGUAUGGACGCCACAAUUGCGAUGAUCAUGACGACGAUCUGCGCGAGGUGCGUUGUGAUAAUAAGGGCGGACAGCAGCUUAUGGAAGCACUGAAAUUUGAUUUGGAAUGUGGCUGGGAUAACGCGUCCUGCAGAGAGACUGUCCUUAUGGUCAUGGUCGUGUGCCUGGCUUUUAUAUUUUGGAUGUGACUUCUGUACUUUGCAUAUAAGACGUCCACCGACUUUUACAAAAUUCUAGAGCAGGUCUACGGCCGGCCGGUCAUAUAAGUUGGUCAGCAAACAAUGCUUCCUAGUGUUUGUACCGAUUGACGCCGUCUAGAGUUUAAGCGUGAUGAGACUUUGAAUCUUUCCCGGUUUUUAGAUGUUCCAUUUUAAACCUUGUAGCGUACCGAACAACUUGCUUCCCGGUUUUUCUUUAGUGAUUUCCAACUAAUCUUUUAGAGUCCUUGGCAACGCCUUAUAUGUAGUUCACCCCACCGUACCUCACUUAAGCCAUUUAUAUGUAUCUACCGCCCAUUCCAUGUUUAUAUAUUUACUAUGCGGACAUUUACCGAAAAGAGUUUCGACUUUGGCAGAUGACUGGAUGGAUUACUAUAUACCAAGAGGAAACUAUUUUCGACUAAUUAUCCCUAUUACUCGUAUCUUAGCCGUUUUCAUAUCUUUAUGCUCUAAGCAUUUGUACUUAAUCUUUUUAUAUUUACCACGUAGUCGCCUUAAUAUCUCUCUAACCAAUUACGAGUAUCUAUCUCAACAUUUAAGUUCAACCAAGUUAAAUCCUAACCCAUUUGCAACUAAUUUAGUUAAUUAAGUCACUUCGCUGCUUAAAUGGUCCGAAUUGAA
Molecule: messenger RNA, 4838 nt
Organism: Scaptodrosophila lebanonensis
Lineage: Eukaryota; Metazoa; Arthropoda; Insecta; Diptera; Drosophilidae
Gene: chp
Product: chaoptin
Exons: 15
Coding region: 240-4187 (1315 amino acids)
Cellular component (GO): extracellular matrix
Molecular function (GO): protein binding
Source: RefSeq, a predicted model, not a curated record